Molecule: messenger RNA, 936 nt
Organism: Panonychus citri (citrus red mite)
Lineage: Eukaryota; Metazoa; Arthropoda; Arachnida; Trombidiformes; Tetranychidae
Product: deoxynucleotidyltransferase terminal-interacting protein 2-like
Exons: 3
Coding region: 124-843 (239 amino acids)
Biological process (GO): RNA processing
Cellular component (GO): nucleolus
Molecular function (GO): RNA binding
Source: RefSeq, a predicted model, not a curated record
GAUCAACUUGAUUUUUUUAAAUUCUUGUUGAUGUUUUUAUUUUUGUCUCUUACCUUUAAUUGUUAAUUGUGUUUAUAUUUUCAGUUAAUUAACAUUUUUCUAUCAAACUAAUGAUCGAUAACCAUGUCUACAUCUAUAAGUAGCUUUUCUGAAAAAACAAAUUUGUCAAAUUUAUAUAAAAAUGAUGACAAAAAUGAAAAUGGAAAUCGCUUGAGUAACUAUCGUAAAUCUUUGUACGAGGAUUCAGAAGAUAUUCAAGAUGAUAAACCAAUUCAACUUUCUAGCAAAUUAAAACAUGGUAAACUUGGUGGUUACCUUAAUUAUAUGAGUCCACAUGACAUGUUAAACUCAGUCCAAGAACAAUAUAUUAAAUUACAUGAGCAAGACUUAGACGCUAAGAAAGUGAUAAAAGCAGGAUUUGAAAAGGACAAUUUACCAAUCAAGAAGAGGAUUAAAACAAAAGGCAAAGGAUGGUUUGAUUUUCCCGAAAAUGAAUCAAAAGAAGUUGAAAAAGAUUAUCUUGUUAUUCAGAUGAGAAAUGCUAUUGAUCCAAAGCGUUUCUACAAAAAGUCCGAACACAAAUCUAAAGCUAUUCCCAAGUUCGUUCAAGUUGGUACUGUGGUUACCGAUGCUCACGAUUUCUAUGAUAGAGCCACAAAAGCGGAAAGAAAACCAACCUUGGUCGAGGAAUUGUUAGCAAAUGUCGAAAGUAAAAAGAAGAUAAAGAAAAGAUUCCGAGCCGUUAAGCCGAUGAUCGCAAAGAAGAGAGUGAAAGAAGAAAUAAACAAAAAACACCAACAAAUUAAAAUGAACAAAAGGAAACACACCAAAGGUCGGAAGUAAUUAGUGAACAAUUUAAUUUAAUUCUUUAAAGUUCCAUUAAACGUUUAAUUAAUCAAAUGAACAAGAUUCACUUGAUUUCAACCAAAUCCAGUA